AUGCUCGAGGAAGCCAUCCAGAGAGAUGGGCGCAUCAACGUCGAAAUCAUGGCGCUGAUCAACGACACGGUGGGCACUAUGGUGGCCGCAGCCUAUCAGAAUAACGGGCAAUGCGAUAUUGGGGUUAUUAUUGGCACCGGCACCAACGCCUCCUACAUGGAAAACACCAAAAACAUCCACUACGGCCUGCAGAACGCCACCGAGAAGUACAACUACAAUCAGAUGAUCAUCGACACGGAGUGGGGCGGCUUUGGCGACAGGGGAGAAGCCGACUACAUCUUCACCGAAUACGACAAGAUUGUCGACAAAAGAUCUGAUCAUCCGGGUGUUAAUUCACUCGAUAAGCUGAUCGCUGGAAUGUGCAUGGGAGAACUGGUUCGACUCGUCUUAGAAAAGCUGACCAGAGGAAAGGUUCUCUUCGAGGGCCUCGGCUCGGAGACACUCUUCACAAUCGGCUCCUUCCCCACCAAAUACAUUUCUGAGAUUCUACAUGACGAUUGCGGCUCGUACGUGCAUACCAGGCAAAUUAUGGGCGAGCUGGGGAUCGAUGACUAUACAUUUUCGGAUAUGCUGUUGUUUAGAGAAGUCUGCGUAGUCGUCUCCAGAAGAGCAGCGAAUCUGGCGGCAGCUUCGAUCGCCUGCGUGCUGAAUCGGGUCAAAAAGCCGCAUAUGAUUGUGGGAAUUGACGGGUCGACUUAUAAAUACCACCCCUUCUUCGAGCACUGGGUGUACGAGAAAAUCCGCGAGCUGAUCGAGCCCGGGCUUGAUUUCAAAAUCGUGCAAACCGGCGACGGAUCCGGAAGGGGAGCCGCCCUAAUCACGGCCAUUAUUUGGAGGCUGAAAAAGAGACGACAAGCCGAAGAGCAGAAACAUUUGGAUCGAAGACUGUCGAUAGAACAGUACGAGAAGGAGAGGGAAGAAAAGGAGAAGCAGACGGAGGAAGUGAAGCAGAUGGAGAAUAAUCCAACUGAAGUGAUCGCCGCAGCCAUCGGGCAGUCUGUAGCUGAAGAUCCGGUUGAUGUGGCUGCUCACGAGAUUGAGGAGCCGGAAGAAUCGGUGGUCGAACUUGAUGACGGUCCCGGAAAACUGGUAGAUGAGCACAGAAUAAAGCCACCAACGGAACCGGAAACGCCGCGCAAAAAAUUGAACGGUUCCCCGGAGAAAGAUCAUGAUCAUCAACAUCUGAAAAAUGAGGUGCCGACCGAAAUUCCGUACCUGAACGGUGGACAGGAUGAUGAUACCUCCACCUCAUCACUUUCUGAAGAGCUCGACGGCUCCGCCAGGGAAAUUGAA
Mesorhabditis spiculigera is the source of this 1293-nucleotide messenger RNA. The record is from the annotation of a GenBank genome assembly. Lineage: Eukaryota; Metazoa; Nematoda; Chromadorea; Rhabditida; Rhabditidae.